Molecule: messenger RNA, 13526 nt
Organism: Nilaparvata lugens (brown planthopper)
Lineage: Eukaryota; Metazoa; Arthropoda; Insecta; Hemiptera; Delphacidae
Gene: Rbp
Product: RIMS-binding protein 2
Exons: 29
Coding region: 172-4512 (1446 amino acids)
Biological process (GO): neuromuscular synaptic transmission
Molecular function (GO): protein binding
Source: RefSeq, a predicted model, not a curated record
CGAGACCGGUCAAUAGACCCUGUAGCUCUGACCCUGUAGCUCAGCACAUCAAGUAAUUUAAGAAUUUUUGUGAUUGAUUAUUUGACUCGUGUGUAUCUUAUGUAUGUUAUUGUGUUUCGUGAUUUUCGCAGUGCAAACAUAGACUUUCCAACCACUAUUUAAGAUGCGAAAAUGAUCCCAGAAUCUUGCAAAUGGAUAAAGGGAAAUGGAGAUAUUCUGAGAUUGGGAACAAAGGACAAAGUGGAAUUCAAAAUAAGGUGCCCUGGGUCAAGCAGCGAGCUGGAGGACCAACUUGUACGAGUUUUAGAAAAAAACACAGAACUUACUAUCCAGAAUACUGACCUUCAAAAGCAAGUACAACACCUGCAAAAUGUAAAAGCAGAGAGCGGUCCUCUCAAAGCAGACAAGCUGGAGUCGAUUUUAAAGCAAAUGAGAGAGACUGCCGACGUUCGCAAAGAAUUAGAAAGAGAACACUCAGAAGCAGUAAAUCAACUCAAAGAAAAACAGAUUGAAAUACAAAGAAAACAAGGGAGUGCAGCAGAGAAAACCAAAGCUUAUGAAAACAUUGAAACACUUCAGUCUAAAAUUCGUGAGCUAGAGAAGAAAACAGAACUUCAAAAUGUCCGCCAUGAAGAGCUUAUGUUGGAGAUGGCUGCUAUCAAGCGAUCGCAGAAUAAAUCAAACACCUCUGGUAUGUCUAACAACUGUUGGAAGAAGACUGGCUUGCAUCAAGAAAUCCAAACAUCUCCUGACUCGGCUCCAUCCACUCCAGAUGUGAACUGUGUUGACAGAGGCACACCAAUUUCUUCAAAUCCUAUUGAGGGCUUCCUUGAUCAUCAAAGAAUAUCUCCUAGUGUUAAAAUUAGACAUCAGAAUACUGGAGCUCGCCCACAUGCGCCGGCUGGGAAUUUCAUAUCGUAUAUAGACUCGUCUCUGCAGACCCUAUCGCUCCCCUUAGACUCGCAAUAUUUCCUACUUGAAAACGCAAGUCAGAUGUGGUCGGCGUCGACCGCUCUGCCCUUGUGGAUAGCUGCUCCCUCCCACGAAGCGUCCACCCCGCUGAGGAUGUGUUUGGCGGGUGUAGCAGGAUUACAACCGGCCGAUGGAUCCAUGGCCGGCGGACUCUGCUCCAGUAGUGGAGGCUCCAGCUCUGGGUCCGCUGGAGGACAUCCGCCGUUCCUCCACCAGCCCACCACUACCAACAUCACCACCGAAAUUGACCGCAUCAUGGCCAAAAUUGAUCAAGACAACCGAAUCCUCGCUGAACUGGACAAAACUCGUUCCACUAUAGCGGGAGGUGCCGGUUUAACUUCUCGACUGGGGGAUGCUUCGGUUCCGCCGAAUUACAUGGUGACUUCAGCUCCAGUGGGUCUGCCCAUGAUGUCAUCUCUCGCUACCCAACAGAUGCCCCUUCUCCAGCACCAUGCGGUGGGUCCCUCAGCACCCCUGCAAGCUUACCAGCUCACUGCUAAAGACUUACAGCCUCAAGUUCUCAAUCCUUUGACUGGACAAUAUCAAUUCCUGAUAAACAGUGGGGCGGUCACCCAACCUCUUCUUCCAACUCAACCUCUCGUCGUUCCACAGCAUCAUGGCCGCCUCAUGCCUCAGAUCCCUGCAAUUGUCACAUCUCAAUUUGAACUUGAUAGUAAGUUACAAAUAACUAAAAAUCACAAGUUCAAGUUAUGUGUGAAAUUUCGUAUCCCUGAAUACUAUUGGCCACUGAAUUUUGUAUUUUUCAGAUACUCUUAUGAUCCCUAUCAACAAUCUCCCAAUGAAUGCCCUGAAGCUGAACUUGCUAUCUCGGCUGGCGAUUAUCUUCUAGUCUGGGGCAUCAUGGAUGAGGAUGGAUUUUUCGAUGGCGAACUUUUGGAUGGACGGCGUGGACUUGUGCCUUCAAACUUUAUACAGAAACUGGUCGGAGAUGAUCUGCUAGAGUUUCAUCAGGCAGUUAUCCAAGGGCUGAGAGAUUGUGAUGACAGUGCCUCAACAAAUAUACCUCAGGACUUAGAUUAUCAUCACGCAAACGCUGAUGACUAUACAAAACAAAGUUCGCAACAAUACGAAACUGUAGACUACCUAGAGGAUGAUGAAGAAGAAGUUUCAAACACUGGAGAAGGACCUGACGUGUUCUUCUCGCUGCUAGUCCCGGCUCCAAAACAACUGACCUUGGAGAGACAGCUGAACAAGAGCAUUCUGAUUGGCUGGAAUCCCCCCGACCUGAGCUGCUCGUCACCAAUCGACUGCUACCAUGUCUACGUCGAUGGAGUCCUCAAGGUCACCGUCAAAACAACCGAACGCACCAGAGCUCUCGUAGAAGGCGUCGAUUCUACCAGACCUCAUCGGAUCAGUGUGAGAUCCGUGACUGCAAAUCGAAGGACGUCUCGAGAUGCAGCCUGCACAAUGGUCAUAGGCAAAGAUGUGCAGCUAGGCCCAUCGCAAGUGAAGGCAUCUCGAGUCACUGCUACCUCAGCGGUCAUAUCGUGGCUUCCAAGUAAUAGUAAUUAUCAGCAUACUGUCUGCGUCAAUAACGUCGAACUACGGACUGUCAAACCAGGAGUCUACCGACAUACAAUCACAGGGCUUGCACCAAACACAGUGUAUAGGGUCACGGUCCGAGCUAAAAACAUCAGGGCCCCCAACUUCAAUGAAAAAACAACCAUUCCUGUUGAACGAUAUUCCUGCCACAUAGACUUCCGAACCCUUCCAAAAGCGCUUUCAAUAGUGGAAUUGGAAGAUACAGGCUGCAAAGGAUUACCAGAACCACCUGUUGAUAUUCAAGUAGAGCCAGGUCCACAAGAUGGGACUCUGCUAGUCACGUGGCAGCCCGCUUCCAGCCCCGCUAACCCCGCAUUGGUCACUGGCUAUGCCGUUUAUGCGGAUGGCAAAAAAGUCACCGAUGUUGACAGCCCUACAGGUGAUCACGCUCUCAUCGAUAUAAACAAACUUCUCAGUCUGAACCCGAAGCACGUUACUGUUCGCACGAAAUCCAGAGAUAACCAAUCAUCGGACAGUCUUCCAACUCCGAUUCCUUCGAAUGUUCUCAAAGGAAAACAUUCAAGCAGUAAUAAGGAAGAGGAUAGGCGUAUGAGAUACGGCUCGUUUGUUCCGUCACAUAUGAGAUCAUCGCACCAUCAACGCACCGGACAAGUGAUCAUUGAGACAGAAGAAAACCUCAGCGACAAGGAGAUCUACCCAUCAAACCACAUGAGUAUACCUGCUAUUGAAAUAACCAAAGAUACCGGCAGUGAAGGGAACUUCAGCGAGGAAGAUUACAUGGAGAGCAGUAGAGGGGGCCCUCGUGGGUAUGAUCAUGGGCCUUCGUAUGACUCCCAGCAUCGCAGCUCCAGACAUCACGGUCAGAGACACCCUUCCCAGCCACACCAUGGGCAUUCACGGUCAAUGAAUCGCAGAGAUGAACGGGAUUACGGUAUGUCAGAUAGAGGAGAAAUGAGGAACAGACAUUUGGACAAAGCUGGAUACCGAGGUGGAAGAGGAGGGCAACCCAACCCGUCACAGAAUGCCAGGGAGAAAAGACCAAGAUGGUUCGCUGCACUUUUCGACUAUGACCCCACCACAAUGUCACCCAAUCCUGACGCCUGUGAUGAGGAACUUCCCUUUUCUGAAGGUGACUCUAUAAAGGUUUAUGGAGAUAAGGAUGCCGAUGGAUUCUAUUGGGGAGAAUGUCGAGGAAGAAGAGGCUACGUUCCUAACAAUAUGGUUGUGGAAGUUCAGGCGGAGGGCGCAGCACCUCAUGGUGGCUCUAGUUCGAGGAACCGUGACAGAUGGGGUGACAUCUAUGCAAACAUGCCAGUCAAGAAGAUGAUAGCUCUCUACGAUUACGAUCCUCAGGAACUGUCACCGAAUGUCGAUGCUGAGCAGGUGGAGUUAUCAUUCAGUACGGGAAACAUAAUCUACGUGUACGGUGAGAUGGAUGAUGACGGCUUCUAUAUGGGCGAACUGGAGGGAGUGAGAGGACUGGUGCCUUCCAACUUCCUCACAGAGGCACCUCCCGAUUACCCCAAUCAGGGCCAAGGUCAAAGCCAGGGUCAGACUAGUCAAGGUCAGACUAGUCAAGGUCGCAGAGGUCAGGGACCGGGAGCACGGGGACCUCCCCCUCCCCCUCGUGACGUCAUGCCUCCUCAACGAGACCGUCGGAAAGAUGCCUGCCCUGUUCCCACACAAGUAGACCUGCGAGAGGUUGGUAGGAGAGAGAGAGAACUAGAGCAGGAGAGGGAAAAAGAAAGGGAGAUGGAGAGAGAGUCACGUGUGCCGUCUCUGAUGCGGAAGUACGUUGUUCCACCGGCACCGCAGCCUGGGAUUGAUAAGAUAAAUGUGACACAGCAGCAGCAGCAGCAGAAUCAACCAGCUGCUGACUCAUCGCAGCCAGGAGCCAACCUUAUGCAGAAGCUGAGUGAGAUGACGACAGGAGUUACAGGAGGUGACAACUCCGUGGAUCACAUUCUAUCCAAAGGAAAAGAACUGAUAUUCAUGAAAUUCGGACUCGGCAAAUGAGAUUGCCUUUUGCCACAUUGUCCUCAACUUAAUCUCGCUCUAAUACCGGUCUUUUAGUACUUGAGUUGACUAGUCAGAUUUUGUAAUCACAAGAAGGCACUUCUAGAAAAAUAUGAUAUUGUUGAAUGUUCAUGUAGAUAUUUAUACUGUUGAAUGUAACUGAGUUUUAUAAUAACAGUUGAAUAUUUCAUUUCCUAUAAAAGAUACGAUGAUAAUAGUCAUUUCAACUCUUUUUAUAUUCAUACAGUAGCCUUCUUGAUUGUAUAACAGUUGGGCCCGGUUGCACAAAAGCAACGUGAUUAAUUUCACAAGAACCAAUCGGAGAAGGCCUUUUUUAUAAGACGGCUACUCUGAUUCAUUCUCUCUGAUUCAAAAUUUAACCGGCUUUUGUGCAACCGGCACUUACAGUUACAGUUUUACUGUAAUAAACCGCCUACACUGGAAAUAAAUAACAGAGGGUUCUUGUAAACAUAUACUACCAACUCAAGUAUUUCUGGGCAUGCGCUGAUAUUAGUAAACUACUAGUCAUUUUUUUAAUAGUAGAUAGUAGCUCACAUCUGUGUAUAGGUGGGUAUCUUUUUAUAAUGUUGAGUAGACAACUAUUGAAUGCUUACAAAAACUCUCUUCAUCUCUGAAAUUGUACUGUAUUCUCUCUUGAAUUAGUGGUAGUUCGCUAUAGUUAAAGAUUGUUCACUGUGGAUGGAUAUUGUACUUUGAACAGCUACUCUUUGCUUUCUUGUAGUCAGUCAACUUAUACGUUUCUAUAAUACAUUACAAGAAUCUAGAGUCCUCAUCCCUUUGUGUUCCAACCCACUGUUUUUCUUCAUUCACUAUAAUCUUCAUUCACUAUUUUAUCGAAACAUUAUUCUGUAUCCGAUCUUUCCUCACUCUAUUAAACUUUGAUGCCAUACUUCCAAUCUAAUCAGAAAAAUAUAUUUGUAAAUUCUUCAACAAGUUAUCAACAGUCUCUACAAGUUAUCAACUAACAUUAUUAGGUUCACUGACAACUUUAAAAUAUAACUGUAAAAGAAUUCCAAAUAUCAUGCAUUUCUUCAAUAAUCUAUUAUGAAACCUGCACUCUGGUAUAACAAGUAUACAGUAUAACAAGUUAUACAAACAGUUAUCAACAGUAUCUACAGGUUAUCAACUAACAUUAUUAGGUUCACUGACAACUUUAAAGUAUAACUGUAAAAGAAUUCCAAAUAUCAUGCAUUUCUUCAAUAAUCUAUUAUGAAACCUGCACCCGUUUCCUGCAUCAAAACACACCUCAGUGCAAUUUAUUGAAUAACCAUUAUCAUAAUAUAACACUAUAUGUACUAUAGUUAACUCGAAUACUGAACUAAAUAAAUAAUAUUAUCCAUAAAUAGAUUGUUACUGUAAGAAUUGAAGACAUCAUAUCAAACAUCUGCCUUGGUCUGAACAGUAUUUAUAGCUUAUCAAAAUUACUACAACCUGCUUUUAUAAGAUCAUAUUACCAACUUACAUUUCACAUAAAUAAACAAACUUUAAAGAUAGUUUUCAAUGUUGACAAUUUUCUGUUUGAAUGUGAAAUGCAUAAAGCUUGAAGUGCUUGAAAGAUAACGAGCUAUUUUUGAAAUUAUAAAUCUGUGUGUAUUGUAAUGCGAAACGGUAUGUUGAGAAAUGGUGGAGUCUGAUAUUAUGAUGAUUUUCCGAACUUGAUAAAUGGAUAAUCACCAGAUAUCAACAUUGUUUCCGUUAUGAUGGAUAAAUAAUACCAAUUCAUGAAUUAAUUACAACAAAGCAAAAGAUGAUGAUGGAAAAUGAUUGUUUACGAUAUUAAGAAGUAGCCUACUAUGGUUUCAUCUGAGUCACUAUGUUUGAUGGAUUUAUAUUCUAUAGUCUCUGUGUUUCACAAUGAGUAAUUUAUUCUCAUGACAAUCAUUUUCUUCCAUUACUCCAUUAUAUGUUUAUCACUUUAUAAUAAAUUUCACCAUUUCUUAUUCAUGACUCAAUCUUCUCUUUAUCGGCUUAAUCAAAUGGGCAAUUCAGCUUUUUUCAUUCUUCUAAAGUUCUGCCGCAUAAUCUUAUUAAAAUGCAACACGGUUAUGAAUUGUUCUGCACAGCUUUUGAGAGGUUUCCGUGCCUCAUUCGAGGCUGCUUAAUAGAUUUGGAUUUCUGCAUUUUGAUAAAUUCAUGAUAUUUGACAUAAUGUUUAAUAUAUUCUGUCAGUAAUCACUUUGUAUUUUCAACAAAUGAUAGAUUAUAAAUACAAUUUCAGACAACAUUCAAAACACUUGAAUCCUUGAUAUCCCUAGACAUCCUUCCCGCUGUUUCAUAAUUCUUUCCAUAUUGUUAACUCUAUCUUUUCAAUAAUCAACACUGUUAUCCUAAAACUUAAAGUCCACAUUUUCGAGAAAAUAUUUAGAGGAGAAAGUUACAGCAUUGAAGUGGCUGUUUUUGCAAUAUGGUCUUAGGCUGUGAGCUGGCAGAUUAUUUUCAAUGAAUCGGCUCAAUAGCAAUAUGUCUUCAGCAGACCGUAUGGUACUGGCCAGUUUCUAGGACACUUAGUGCCGGUUGCACAAAAGCCGGUUAAAUUCUAAUCGUGGUUAAUUCCACGAGAACCAAUCAAGCCGUCUUAUAAAAAAUGCCUUCUCCGAUUGGUUCUCCUGAGAUAAAUGACUGUUAAAAUUCAGCCGGGCCUUAUAAUAUGUGAUGGACCCAGAGAGUAUAGAAUGUAAUUACAUUAAUUGUAAUUACAUUCCAUCCUCACAGGAUACACCAGGUCUAAAGGAGCAUUCGAUUCAAUAAGUGUCUAAAAACUAGGCCUACAUAUUUUACCUUACUCUUCAGGGCGUAGGUGAUCUUUACAGCAAGGAGAAAUACGUACUAUUUUAAAAUUCUGUUCAGCAAAUAUUCAAAAGUCGGUUGAAGAGUUGGAUUGAGAGAAGCAUUUAAAGAAUUUCUUGUAAAUUAUAUUAGGGUGUGAUUAAGGUUUUUAUAUCAAGAUAUUGUAUUUUUUUUUUUUGUUAUAGAGUAUGAAUCGUGCUAAUGUCAUUGAUAAAUGAUCGUAUUUAGCUCGAUGAUUGUGUGUCUCAUUACAAAUAUGUGACUGACCAGAAGACCCUGAAAAUGUUCAAAGUUUUUAUAAUAUGUAAUAAGUAGUCUUUAAUAUUUAGUUUGAUGUGAAUAGUGAAAUUUGGACAUGUUGUAUUAUAAUGUUGAUAAGCUGUAUAAACGGAGAAUUGAAAAUUCUAUGGAACUAGUAUGUACCCGUGCUUUGCGACGGAUCUCUGCUAACCAGGAAUAGAUUUAAUUCUCAGCUUCUGGGAUGUAUGGUUUCAAGUUACCACACAAAUGUUUCAGGAUUCAUCCUGAAAUAUGUUAAAUAUUAAGUCGCUAAAAACUGAAACAUUUAUUGAAUUUACUCAAGAUAGGCAAGAUUUGUCAACUGAUGAAUUUAUAAGAAUAAAUCAAUAAGAAAUACAAUAAAACUGUAACGAUUUCAAGAAUAUUGAUAACAAUAAUUUUUCUGUACUUGAAUAUUUGAAUUAAAUAAGGGAUACAAUAAAAGUGUAACGAUUUCAAAAAUAUAAAUAAGAAUGAUUUUUCAUAACAUAAGGAUACUUGAAUUUGGAAAUUACUAUUGGCGAAAAUAUGUGCUGAUAAACCGACGACAUCUCACAUUAAAUGCUUUAUAUAUCUCUCUCAUUUACCGCUAUUCCCCAUUACUCUGAUGAUAUCGUUUUUUACUUUUAUGGUACAUAAUAUUCACAUGGUCUUUGUGGAAUAUUAAUUAGGCUACCUAUCAUAUAAUAUGAUUUAGCGAUGGUUGUGUCCUAUGUGACUGUGUUAGCUUUGAAAAAUGACAACACGACCUCUACCAAGCCCCCAUAGUUCACAAUGAUUUCAUAGUUUUAAAGGAUGAUAAAAGGAAUUGAGUAGUUGAUAAGCUUGAAUUGAUUAAUUAAGCCUUUAUAAAAUCUUCGACGCUACUAUUUGUAGUCAAUACUUCAACCUAAUACUAAAUGCCAACAGGAAGUGCGACAUGUUUUACAUUACCAACUGAACGAGAGUGUUAAAAUGAAUAAACAGAAUGUCUUUCUUUAAUAAUAGAAUAUUUAUUCAAAUAAAUAAAAUUCGGGAGUCAGCUGUAAUGUAAUUGAGAAACUGAAGAAUGUAGCCUAUGAAAUAAUAAAAACCAACCCGAGACGGAAGCUAUCCCAAAAAAGAUUAUAGAUGAUUACGUCAACAUUCAAUAACUUUGUAGUUCAAUCCAAGUUACCACAUCUCGGGAUUGUUCCUGAAAUAUAUUGAAUAUUAAGUCGCAUUAAUUAAAUUUACUCAAGAUUGACAAUAUUUGUCAACUAAUGAAUUUAUUAGAAUAAAUUUAAAUUAAUAAGAGAUACAAUAAAAGUGUAACGUUUUCAAAAAUAACGAUGAUAAUAUUUUUUCUUUACAUAAUGAUACUUAUGUCAUGUUGUAUGUACAUCCAAGUAACUGAACUUUCAAAACUUUGUCCGUGUUAUGAUAGUUAGUUUGUAACAAAAUAUUGGAUUCAGAUUAUUCUAAUUUUCAUCCUGAAAUAUAGAUUAACAUUACUCCCGAUGCAUUAAAAUUCACAUUCAAUUCAAAACCCCUCAUACUUCAGGCUCUUCUAAAUUUUUAUUUCAAAACAAACUCCAAAUUGAAGAAAUACCACUCAAAGGCAAUUCGCAUGCAAGGGUUUUAAAACAUAUUAUAAGCAUAUAAGGCUAAGAUUCACCUCCUUUUCACCAACGUGGUUUCAACUUCGACGAAUGUCCUAUCACUACCUUGCAGUUAUUGUCAUUGUUAUCUUAAUUCUUCAUGUACCGUACUGUAGUGCCUAGAUUUGUACCGUAACUUUUUAAAUUUCUAUAAUUUGGACUAACCUUUUUUCUAUGUUUGAUUUCCAUAUUGCACAAGAAUAGAACUCAAUAAAUAGAUUUGUUUUGUUAGUGAAUUUAAUGGCCUUAUCUAAGAAUGGAAUGUUGAUAGAUUGCUGCACAAAGCCCUUGAGUACCGUGAGAGUGAGAGAGAGUGUGUGUGUGAGUGAGUGUGCACAAGUGAGGCGUGUCUUAUUAAUAAAGAUUAUUGUUACCUACUCUUCUAUAACUCAUUGAGAAAUUGAUACGCAUAUCGUAUUAAAUUGAUAAAGUUUGGCUGUUAUACUUUUGUUUUCUUUGUUUUCUAUUCUAUACUAAUAAAUAUAUGAUAUCGAUAAUAAUAUUUAUAAGUACAUUGUUAAAUGCUUCCAUUUUUAUACAAUGUGUUGUUUCUUGGACAAUGUGGCAAAUGCAAAUAUUAUACAUCUCUUCAAGCUAUAUUCAUAUCAACCUGUCUUUGUACUAUAUACAAUUGUGACCGGUGUGUUCUGUUCUAUAUUUCAUAUUCUACAGUAUUAGGCCUACUUCAAAAAUAUUUGUGAAAACUUUCGCCUUUUUAAUAUUUUCAGGUUUUAUCUUCCGAUUAAUAUACUCUUAUACUAAUGUGAUCUAGCCGAAUAAUUAUGAAAAACAAGAUCAUUUUGCAGUGUAGAUUCAAUUUAGAAGAGAUGCAAUCUAUAGAGUGUCUUUAAAAAUCCAUAACAGAUUUAUAUAUUAGGAAGAAAAGCUCAUCACUAAUUCAAUUACGUACUGACAGAGAUAACCGACAACUGAUACUUGAACAGUAUCUUUACUCUAUGAUAGUGACUGCAGGGGUGCCCUCCCUCAAGCCCAUGCUUCAUUCCUCCCCCUUAUUUUUCAAGAAAUUAUGCUUCUACCCCCGACAUUAAAAUAAAUUGGAAGCCCAAAAAAAUGUCGUCAGUAGUCAUUAUAAACCGCACCCCCUCAAAAAAAUUCAAGGACGCAGUCCUCGUACAAACCCCCCCCCCCACUAGUGGGCACCCCUGCUGAAUGACAUAAAAUACUAGAGUCCACAAAUGAAUGAAACAUCCUUUAUUUGCACUGACAAUAAAUGAAUCAUUAAUUAUUUGCUUAGUUAUGUUUUUUGCAUCUUUUUCUACGAACGACUCAGCUCUCAAGUGUUCAAGUUCGGUCCUUAACAAAAGCAAAAGAUAGAAUCUAAAUGAAAUAGGAUCUAAAUAAUCUAAAAGAGUCUAAAUUUAAAAUCGUUUGUUGAUAGGGUUAUUGAAUUGCCUCAAAUUUUGACGGAGACCGAAAUUUACAGUAGCAUUUUUUGUUUCAGUUGAAUACCUAGUUUUGGCAGUUUUUUUUCUUUGGAGAAUGUCUCACAGGUUCAGUUGAGAAUUAUACUGUAAGAGUUUCAAGAAUUUGUAGGAAAUAUUUUGAAUUCAUGUUUUGAAUCGACUCUUAUCCAUUGCUCUUUUGCUUUUUCAUUAUUUGGGUCCCUUCAAUUUCAGCACUUUUAUUAAUUUUUUUCAUAGUUUUUCAAAGAAUUAAGUUAUUGACAAUAAAACUUAUACAGUUCAAAAAAGAUUGAACUAAGAUGACGACUUGAAAUAUUUCAUAUAAUAUCACCUUGACGAUUUCCCAGUUCACUUUUCUCUGUUUUUUUUUUUUUUUGUUUGCGAACGAUUCGAACAAAACUGUUGAAAUUAAUCAUGAAGAGGGAGUGGUUUAUAACUAAGCCCGAAAUUGACGUUUUUCGUUAACUAGCUUAGGUGGAUGAUUGUGAAAGUGUUUGUGUUCCCAAGAAAUAAGUAGACCAGAUGGGAAAUGGAAAAUUUGCACACAGGCUUCCAUUGGGGAUUCAGUCAAGCCAAUCGGUAUGUGAUUUUUGGUAAUGAACUUUUCUUCCUUGAAAAUAAAUAAUAUAUUUAAAGUGUGACUAUUUUCAAAAAGGAUACUCUGUAUUUGUAUUUCUGGUGAAUAAGAUACUACCCACUGUCCCAUGUUAUCCCUUGCCCAUUUAUACCCACCCUACUCCUGAUUUACUUGAGACGUUGUUGCUUGAUUUAUUUUAUACAUAAAAAUGUGAUGCUAUAUUUAAUAAUAAUAAGAAUCAUGUGUCAUGUAACCAUGAUGAUAUAUUUGUAUAUAUAAAUAAAUAACAUGUGCAUGUACAAGACAUCAUAUUAUAUUAUAUAUGUAGUUCAAUGAUUGCUAUGAAAUUUUUCCUAUCGAAUAGAGGUGGAAUAUGACAGUUGGAGGAUGUUUGGCGUGAUCUUUUUCUUAUCGAUCUGUUGGUAGAAUUAGAAAGUCCUUCGUAUUGAGAACAGAAUUGAAUGGAAUAAACCUUGCUGGAUCGUUUUCUUUUGAAAUGGUAAUAUUUCAAAUCCUAAUAAAUAUAAUAUCUCAAAGUAUAAUAAGAUUUCUCAAUUAUUAUGCUCUCAGUAUGAGUUGUCAUUUCCUUCUGAUUGAUAAAGCUCAGCCAUUUGUCCUCUAACUUGGUAACUUUUCAAAAAUUAGUAAGCUUAGUAUCUUUUGUAUUAGAGUAAACACUAAGCAGAAAUCAUUAAAAUUAUACGUCAUCUGUUCAUAAGGAUCUAGUAGAACAGUAGCCCAUUAAAACAAUACUGAUUUCAUGUCUUCUUUUUUAAUGUAAUUCAACCGACAUACAGUCUGUUACCGUUCUAUCAUUUCAAUAAGUUUGAAUGAGUUACACAUAACCAUUAACUAAGAUUUAUUUUAAAAUUGUAUAAAUUGAAGCUCUGUCACAUCUCUAUAUACGUCUAAUUGUUUCAAAAUAAAUUGUGUUGUUUGGGUAAUUUGAAAAAUCUAGAAAUGAAGAUCUUCUUCAAUUCCAUUCUUUGAUAAUAGUGAUUUAUUAUAUCUAAAUUCAACUUCAAUGUAUUUAUGAACCAGCGACCAUCUGAAAAUAUAUCGUACUUCAAAUACAUAGUCAAUCAUAGUAUGAUGAAUAUUUUCUUGGUCGUAGAAAUCGAGCUAUCUGUAGAAAAAGGUGCAUGCAAAUCACUCGUAAGUGAAUACAAAUAUCCAUCACCAUAAUGAUCUAAAAACAUUAUUUGUAUAAUAAAAUAAUCUCUCGUGGAAAAUCAAUAUUUAGUGUGAUCUGCAUUCAAUGAGCUUUUUUUAUAAUCCUCAAAAACUCUGUUCUCUUCUACAAGUGAGAAUAUUUUGAGGAUAAAUAAUAUGGAAUUGAAAACUGGAUUCUUCCAAACUGUUAGGGUUACCUUCAUAUUUGAAAUAUUGUAAAUUUCGAGAACCGUGUAGAGCAUUAUUAUUGUAUCAUAAUACUCCAUUUACCAUAAUUAUCGAAAUGUAUUCUAAAUAAAGAGAAUAUUGCCGAUUUUGAAUGUAUAAUUAAAUCUGGAGACGUAACCAGUCAACAGAUUGUCUACAUAUCCUCUGAAAGUAUGUCUCCACUAGAGAAAAUAAAUUUGACUAUGUGAAGUCUCUCGACUUACAUAAAAACUAUUCUUAAUGAAAAAGAUAACACUCCCUGUUUAUCAUUUGUAUAGCAGUAUUUUUCUAUACUACAUCUUAACAUUGAAGUUAUUUAAAUUAGACAUUAAAUUUAAAUGAAUGUUGAAAUUUCCAAUUGUAAGUACUAGAAAUAUUUUACAGUUGGUUCCAUCAAAUUUAAUGUUGAUUCAAAGUCGGUUGUUAAUUUUAUUUUCAUGAUAUAUCACACUGAAUUUGGUAUAAUGUCGAAUCUUUAUUUCCAAAUUACUUUUCAGUCAAAAAGGCUCAUAAUAUAAUGCUAAUACAUUACUAUAUACAUACUCUUUUCUCCUGUGUAUUCAAAUACUUCUGUGAUCACUAUCCAACCAACACUGUUCAAUAUUUAUGAAAAAUAUAUAUAUAAUCUGGAUAACCAUACCUAGAUGAGUAGUAUUUGUCUGAUCAAUGUGAAAUCACAGUUAUUGUUGUUUAUUGAGGAAUGCCUUGCAUGUUAUACCAAUGUGGCAUCGAGUUUUGUUUCCUGCUAUUGUGAAUAUCCCUCUGUACGAGUAACUCAGAUUUAUAAACUGUUGUUUGUGAAUAUGAUAAUUAUUUGAGAUGUAUUUUUCACCAAUGUUAUAUUUUUGUUUGGAAGCUUUUAUGGAAUCUUUCAAUUCAUGUGAAUUAACUUUUGGAGACAUGUGAUAAAAGAAGAAAGUUUAUUUG